Meloidogyne enterolobii is the source of this 396-nucleotide messenger RNA. Lineage: Eukaryota; Metazoa; Nematoda; Chromadorea; Rhabditida; Meloidogynidae. The record is from the annotation of a GenBank genome assembly.
AUGGGAUUGCUGGGCCCUUCUAUAGAUGAAUUACGGAAGCAAGAAAUUAAAGAAAGAUUCAAUAUGGGGACUGUGUUGAGGAUUGGCUUUCAUGCUUUGCAGGCAGUCGCAUUUGUUCAUUGUUCAUAUUUUGUCCAUCAAGAUAUCAAGCCUAGCAAUUUUGCCAUUGGAGUAAACAACACCAGACGAAUCUAUCUAUUCGAUUUUGGGCUUUCUAGAGCACUUAAAAAACGUGGCGAUAUGGAAUUGCGUACAAUGAGGGAAGAUGUUUCAUUCCGAGGAACUUCAGGAUAUUGCAGCUUGAACGUACACAACAGAAUGGAACAUGGAAGGCACGACGACCUAUGGUCAAUCUUCUACAUGCUUGCAGAACUGAAAACUGGCGAUCUUCCAUGA